Molecule: messenger RNA, 4588 nt
Organism: Uloborus diversus
Lineage: Eukaryota; Metazoa; Arthropoda; Arachnida; Araneae; Uloboridae
Product: WD repeat-containing protein 47-like
Exons: 7
Coding region: 148-1299 (383 amino acids)
Molecular function (GO): protein binding
Source: RefSeq, a predicted model, not a curated record
UGCACGCGGUGUGUAGGCGGGACGGCAACAAAACGUCCAGCGGGAGAUGCUAUUCCGUCUGGCUUGAGGAGCUCGCCUAAUAAUAAUCGCGAUGGAGGAGUUCUGACCACCUUUCACGGAUUGAGGAAUACUCCGAAAAAUUUGAGGAUGUCCCGCUUUGCUUAUCCGCGUCACUGCUCCAUCCACUUCCGCCUGUGCCCUCUGAAAGAUGCUAGAACUUCGCCGUUACACUUUGAUGACCUCAUAUCCAAUUUGAGUGGUUCGAGUCAGGCGACUGGCAGCAGUGACAGCACCACUGGAGAUUCGAAACAGAACUUCGUGGCCGUGACUCAACUCGAAGAUGAGCAAGCGAUACGGGCAGUCGAAUUCCACCCAUCCGGCAAAUUCUACGCCGUCGGAUCCAACACGAAAAUGCUUCGGAUAUGCGCCUAUCCAAACUGCAAGGACAUCAGGCCCGAUCAUGAGCCGAGGGAACCUGUGGUACUGUACAAAAGACAGAAGCACCACAAGGGUUCCAUCUACUGCAUGGCCUGGAAUGCUACCGGGGAUCUACUUGCGACGGGGUCCAACGACAAAACAGUCAAACUCCUGAGGUUCAACUCUUCCUCUUGUCAGUUGGAAGACAUCGCUCAUCCCUUGACAAUGCACGGUGGCACAGUCCGCGAUAUGUGUUUCAUGGAAGACAUAAGCAACAGGUCCAACAUUCUCAUCAGCGGCGGAUCUGGUGACAACAAAAUUUACAUUACAGAUUGCGAAACAGCCAUGCCAUUUCAGUCUCUUACCGGGCAUACAGGUCAGAUUUUGUCGCUGUACACGUGGGGCGGCGUGAUGUUCGUCAGCAGUUCUCAGGACAAGACAAUCCGCUUUUGGGACAUGAGGACGCGGGGAUGCGUCAAUCUCAUUCCUGCACGGCCCGCCGGAGGCACGGGUCCUGGUAGUGCAGCUGCCACCGUGUCCGUGGACCCGUCUGGUCGUUUGUUGGUGUCAGGCCACGAUGAUUCUAGUUGUAUGCUGUACGACAUGAAGGGCAGCAGGAUAUUGCAGACUUUCAAGCCUCAUACUGCUGACGUAAAGACAGCCAGACUCUCCCCCAAGGCUUUCUAUUUGCUGACGGGGUCCUACGACUGCAAACUGAUGCUCACUGAUCUGCAAGGUGAUUUAACACAGCCUCUAGCAACUGUUCGUGUAGCAGAACAUGCCGACAAGGUCAUACAAGGACGAUGGCAUCCCCACGAGUUUACGUUCCUUUCUACGAGUGCUGACAAAACGGCCACUUUGUGGGCAUUACCUCAGACAUGAUACGGACUUUUUCAUGUGACGUCACACCAGCCUCAUUUUCCGACCUCUGCUUUUUUAGAAUUUCACCGACAUUUCAUAGGACUAAUUAGAUGCGCCUUAAACCGCGGCGGGAAACAUUGUGAUUGUAAAAUAUCUUUGUAUAUUUGUACUUAGAAAAUAACAUAAGGGGAAAUUGUUAAUUUCUCCGACUGUGGUACAUGUUUUUUGUAACAUUUUUAGUGAAGCACUUAGUUAUUGAAGAGGGUGUUAACUAUUGUUCAUGUGACGGUGAAUGAUAUGUUGGAAUUCCCUCUUCUGCAAAAAAUGAAUAAAUAGAAGAUUUUUUUUUUGUAAUUUUUUUUUCACAACCUUAGUUUUUUAAGUUAGCGCCGAUGAUGAAUUAUAUUUUUGAAGGUUCUUUGAUAUUUAUAUCAAACGGUUAUUAAUUUUAAUACUUGUUUAGUUUUUAGAAUUUAAACACUUCAUUGUUUCAGUAAGUUACCGCCUUAUAGCUAGGGCUAAAUGAAUGUCACUUUUGUUUUAAAGUCGUAACAUUUUUCCACUCAUUCUGUAAAAUAAAUAUAAAUUUAUUAUUAUUCACAGUAAAAGUAUUAAAAUUCUUAUACAAUUAAUGUGUAUCAAUUGAAAAAAAAAAUCCCAGUUUUAUUCAUUAUUUUUUUCCGAUAUCAAAGUAGCGUUUUCGAAGCAAUUUAUAAAACAGAAAAAACACUAAUCACCGUGAAUUUCAAUUUGCAUUUUGUAGAGGGAAAGGGGGGAAAAGGCGAUUGCUCUCACAAAUGUUUGAAGCUGCUUCUGCUUCCAGCAUAAAAAAUACCGCCAGGGGCGCAUCGAUGGGUGGUCACGGGAGAUCACCGUGUCGUUGAUAUGUUAAAUAUGUCCUUAUUCGGCAAAAUUUGCUGACGACUUGACAAAUUUGAAGACAGUAUUGCAACACUGAGAUUUUUUUUUUUUUAAUUUUUUAAACUGGAACUUUCGGGGCGCCCAUACCGCAAAGUUUUAACUCAGAAAAGAGUGAAAUCUAAUAAUCCAUAACAGUUACGAGUUUUUUUUUUUUUUUUUUUUUUUACUAAAUGAACUACACUGUAUAAAAAUUAAAAAAAAAAAAAAAAAAAAGCGAAAAUCUCUAUUAAACUGGGAUUCUGUAAACAUUUCUAGAAAUGACACCACCUUUUUGAGUAAAAUUCAUAAGAUUACUAAAGGAGAAACUAUACCGUUUCUAGAAAACUUUACGGAAAUCUAGUUCCUUCCCGCCCAUUGACAUCAUUUGUAAACGACCCCUUAAACGUUUCGGUUUUAAAUUUUUCAGAACAAUUUCUUCGGAUGAAAUUGAAUAUUCUGAAAGAGUGGACGUAGCUGAGUGCUUUUUUUUUUUUUUUUUGGAGGCAGCUGUAAAACAUAGGAUGACUUAUUUUCAUUUUCACCAUUGCUUCUGCUCGUGUUAUGUUUCAUAAUCAUCGAAUUGACUUAACACUGUGAUAAGAAGAACAUUUAGAACGGUGUAUUGUUUUCAGUUUAAUAGGCAUAAGAAUACCGUUUACUAUAGUCUAUGUAACAAGAAACGGCGUGUCAGGGGGGGCAGGUUUCCCACUCUCCACUCCUUUUCCCUUCUGAUAGUCAAGGUUACGUCACUCUGAAUUUUUUCUCCAAGUUGCUUCUGCAACACAUAGCAUUUGCACAGGUAAGGUGGGAAGAGUCCAUUGUGCCGAAACCAUGACAACCAGAAGGGGAAAAUGGUGGAGAGUAGGAAAGUUAUUUGGCCUUGACACGCCAAUUCUCGUUACAUAGACUAUAACUUUUUUAAGGCAGUAAAAGAAUUUGAUAGGCCGUUUUGAUGCCGCCUUUUAACUGACUUAAAUAGCAGAUAAAAGAAUAUUGAGAAUUCUUUUCACUUAUUAUAUACUAAGCAGUUAGCUAAUGAUCAAAAGAGAUGAAAUGUUCGAAUAUUAUUUUUAGGCAAAGUAUCUUUGGCGAUUUUUUUUUUUUACCUCAGUCUCUAAAGAUGAUGCUAAGAGCUUUAAAAAAAGACAUUGUUUGAUUUUCUGGAUUCUUAUCACAUUUGGCAUUCCAAGUACUAUAAUCUAUGGUUUUUAAUCUAGGUCAAAUUUGUAAAUAUCCCAAGAUCGUUACUACUGUGCAAAAUAUUACACGUAUUACGAGGUUAGAAGCAACAUCUUUACCAAUGCAUAAAAGUUUGAGCAUGCUCCGCGAUAUAAGUAUGCGGAGGGAAACUUAUUGUGCGAAAAAACAAAAUGGCGAAUUAACGUACUCUGGCAUUGAGCAGUUGUUGGUGUAAUCUUCAUUUUAACUUGAAAUUGGAAUGCAGAAUCAUGUUCAGUUUUUAGUCAGAAUGUUGAUUAUCCUUCAAACUAGUCUUGUCUAUUAUUUGAUAAGAACACUGAAAAUAAAAGUUUCAUUCCUGAAGUUUCCAUCCAUUCGUCGAUAAAGAAGAUCCUUGUGAACCUCGAGACCCUGUCUAUAGUAAUGCAGCCGGGGGGUGGGGGGGGGAGCCUCAUACUCCUAAAUUUUAACACAGAUAUCGCGAAUCCUAAUAUGGUAAUUUUCUUAUGUAAGAACGGCUGAGACACCCCCCAGAAGGUAAAAUCUGAUUGCGCGAGUGCGUGCAAAGAACAUAUUUUGGAAGUUGGUGCGAUAUACAGUUGUUUCUCAGGCAUAGAAAAUGGUAAACUUUCUAUUCUUAUUAUUAAUAGUUUUUUAUACUGUUGUCAUGGCAGCUAAUAAGAAAUAUGGUUGUACUGAAUACAUUCCUAAAUAGUGUCAACAGCUCAGUUGUAUGCAAUAUUUAUCAAUAUAAUGUCAACUGUUUAAGUAUUAAUCUUGACAAAAGUUGUACUUCUAUAUUUUAGUGAUUAAAGCAGUAAAAAUGAAAAAUAAAAAACAAAUCAUUUCUUGGAGUUCAAAAUAAUUUAUAUAUCGAUUACUUGUUUCGAUUUAAAAAUCAUAAAAUUUUUUUUUUUUUAAAUGUAACUAACUUUUCUUACUAGCAACCUAAAAAAAAAUAAUAAUAGUAAAAUUGCAUUCGCGUCAUUAAAAAUUCAUUAAUAAUCUGGUUAAUGAUUUCAAAAAAUACUAAAUUCAUUUUACUAGGCAAUGCAUUUAGCUGUGCAGCAGAAAAAAUAAUCUGCUGUGUACACUGUAAAUACCUCAAAAUAAUUUAGUGUCUUUUAGUAACACGAUUGGAUUUGUAGAUUAAUACUGUUUCAAGGGUUUUUUUUUUUUUUUUUGUAUUAUAUGUCAUGUAAAAUGUUAAUAAAACUAUAUUCAACUUUUA